This is a messenger RNA of Poecilia latipinna (sailfin molly), 7546 nucleotides long. Its product is annotated as rho GTPase-activating protein 44-like. Gene Ontology annotation, molecular function: protein binding; GTPase activator activity. Gene Ontology annotation, biological process: signal transduction; positive regulation of GTPase activity; regulation of actin cytoskeleton organization. The transcript has 21 exons. The record is from RefSeq and is a predicted model, not a curated record. Gene Ontology annotation, cellular component: postsynaptic density; dendritic spine; leading edge membrane. Bases 1 to 2853 code for a protein of 950 amino acids. Lineage: Eukaryota; Metazoa; Chordata; Actinopteri; Cyprinodontiformes; Poeciliidae.
AUGACCUGGGUCGAGAAACGACUGGAGUUGGUCAAGCAAGUUUCCCACAGCACACACAAGAAGCUGACCGCCUGUCUGCAGGGUCAGCAGGGUGUGGACGUGGACAAGAAGUCUGUCAGGUCGCCCUCGAAAAAGCUUCCUCUUACAACACUUGCACAAUGUAUGGUGGAGGGGGCGGCCGUGCUGGGGGACGAGUCUCUCCUGGGGAAGAUGCUGAAGCUCAGCGGCGAGACGCAGGAAAAACUGGCUCAGGAGCUCAUCGCGUUCGAACUCACCAUCGAGAAGGAUGUGAUCGAACCGCUAUGUGACCUAGCAGAGGUGGAAAUCCCAAACAUCCAGAAACAAAGGAAACAUUUAGCAAAACUGGUCCUGGACAUGGACUCUGCUCGCACAAGGUACUACCAGUCUAACAAAUCCUCGGGACUAUCCAGCAAUCUGCAGCCAACAGGAGCCAAGGCCGACCACCUCAGGGAAGAGAUGGAGGAGGCAGCCAACCGCAUGGAGAUCUGUCGAGACCAGUUAUCAGCCGACAUGUACAAUUUUGUGGCCAAAGAAAUAGACUAUGCAAGCUACUUCCAGACAUUGAUAGAAGUCCAGGCAGAGUACCACAGGAAAUCAUUAGAGCUGCUUCAGAGUGUUUUGCCGCAGAUCAAAGCUCAUCAGGAGACCUGGGUGGAAAAACCAUGCUACGGGAAACCAUUAGAGGAGCACUUAGCGCUCAGCGGGAGAGAUAUCGCCUUUCCUAUUGAAGCCUGUGUCACUAUGCUGCUGGAGUGCGGCAUGCAGGAGGAGGGUUUGUUCCGAAUCGCUCCUUCGGCCUCCAAGCUGAAGAAGCUGAAGGCGUCUCUGGACUGCGGCGUGUUGGACGUCCAGGAGUUUUCUACGGACGCACACGCCAUCGCAGGCGCUUUAAAGUCGUACCUGCGCGAACUCCCCGAGCCACUGAUGACCUUUGAGCUCUACAAUGACUGGAUCCAGGCCUCCAACAUCCAGGACCAGGAGAAGAGGCUGCAGGCUCUGCUGGGCGCCUGCGAGAAGCUGCCGUGUGCCAACAACAACAACUUCAAGUAUUUGAUCAAGUUUCUCUCCAAGCUGACUGAAUACCAGGACGUGAACAAAAUGACGCCUGGAAACAUCGCCAUCGUCCUCGGCCCCAACCUGCUGUGGACUCACGAUGAAGGUAACAUCACAGAGAUGAUGACGACCGUCUCCCUUCAGAUCGUCGGCAUCAUCGAGCCCAUCAUCCAGCACGCCGACUGGUUCUUCCCCGGAGAAAUUGAGUUUAAUGUCACUGGGAACUACGGCAGCCCAGUCCACACCAACCACAACGCCAACUACAGCCUGAUGCCGUCUCCGGACAUGGAUCAGGUGGACCGGAGGCAGAACGACCAGAGCCGGCGGCCGCUGAGCGUCGCCACGGACAACAUGAUGCUGGAGUUCUACAAGAAAGACGGCAUAAGGAAGAUCCAAAGCAUGGGUGUCAGGGUGAUGGACACUUCUUGGGUGUCACGCAGGGGUCCGUCGACGCGUAAAACAUCCUCGACUCCGCCAAACGUGCACCCGUCGACCCCGUCCGCUGACGCUCCCAUCCCCGAGCAGCCUGGGGAUUUCUAUGCGUCCCCAUCCCCCACCCCUCCUCCCACUAGCAGCGACCGAGCCAGCUCAGACGAUGCUUCUUCCAACUGGUCCGACUCCUGUUACGUCUAUCCCUCCCCCGAGGAGGAGCGACCGCCUCCCCCUUAUCCCUCCUUCUGUUCCUCCUCCUCUUCCUCCUUUUUCUCCUCCAACUCGUUCCCUCACCACUAUAGCUACACCCGAGCACUGCAGAGUAUGCGUCCCGCCGCUCCCACCCCUGAGUCCGUCGUGCCGCCCGGCCCGUCCCCUCCGCCACGCCUAGCCGGAUGCAGCCCGCCCCCGCUGCCCUUCUCCCCGUGCCCGUCCCCCCAGCAGCUUGACGUCAACUCCAACCCCAAACCUAAUUCUCUGCACCUGCCCAAACGGGCCUCCCUGCCCGACACCAUGCAUGCGACCCCGUCCGAAACGAAUGGCUCCACCCUUUACAUCAAACCCCCGCUCGUUCUUACCCGUCAAGACCUGUUCCUGGGCUCCCCUAAAACUCCCAACGCCCCUCUUUCUGCUCCCCCUCCGUGGGCAGCCUCUGCCUGUAGCCGGGAGAAAGGAGCCAAGCUGAAGAGCACUCUGAAAAACAAAGAGCUGUCUCCGGUGAUCGGACAAAAGGGACUCCAAGGAGUAGUGACCCCUAGUGGACAGUCACAGCACUCUGAGCACAGCCCACACAGCCUGAGGAGAGCCAAGAAGCUUGCCCCUAUCCCCCCAAAAGGCCCUUACUGCCAGACAGGAGCCAUGUCAGACCAGUCGACAGGUCAACCGUCUCCAGUCAGUCUGUCGCCCACCCCUCCCAGCACACCCUCCCCUUACGGCUUCAGCUACCCACAGGGUUAUGCCACCAUUGGUUCCCCGAGCCAGUCCCAGAUGGCAACCACCCCAUCUCUGUCUUCUCCGCCCUCGCUGGCAGGUACGCUCACCAAGCCCAGACCAACCCCUAAGCCUCCACGCCAGAGGCCCAACCUGCCUCCGCCUCAGCCCCCCUCCACACCCGGCACCAGCCCCCAGCCUCUGGAGCAUUCAUCCGGUCUCCUGGACGGUUUACCCCCUGGGGAAAGCAUGUCCACAGAUUCCCUCUGCAACUUGGACAUCCCCGUCAUCAACAUGGAGCUGGACAGCAUCUUCGACUUGACGCACAUCUCCCCCUUCAGGAACUCGGAGGCGCUUCCGCUGUCGCCAAAAAGCAAAGCAGACUCUGAGGAGGAGUCCGAAAGCACAGUGCUAUGACCCUCAACAUCACAUCGCGUCCCAUACCUCGCCCGCCCUGGGUCCAGAGGAACCCACAUGUGAAAACAAGCGCCUCUCCUCAAGGAGCUUUCCAUCUCAUCCACGAUUAGCAUUUUACAGUUUCAUUUCCUGGAUUAUUUUAAGAUUUUUUAUUUUUUAUUUUUUGCCUUAUUUAAAUCACAUGCAAUAUUGCCUUUAACGCCACGCAGGAGGCUGUCUGGAUGCUGGAGGAAUGGGAGUUCCUUGCUGCCGCCGCUGCUGCUGUGUAAUGAGUGACGCAACAUCACCGCUCGUUUCCCACACCGAUUCAUUUUACCCCUUCACUCCCCUCUCACUCCUCAGGGGUGUCCGUCUGAAAUGUCUCGCUCGUGUAGUUCUGUCCAGCCUGAGCGUUCACUGUGAGUGUCAGUAUGCGUGUGUGUGCGUGCGUGUGCGUGUGUGUGUGCGUGCGUGUGCGUGUGUGUGUGUGCGUUUUGCUAGUGUGUGACGUGACAAUUGUACGACAUGAUGUUGCACUGUUGGUGUCGUAGAGCAAAAGCAGGAGUGCAUUAUUUUAGACCAGUAGGGCUAGUAGUAUGUGCUUUUCUUUAAAAACAACAACAAAAAAAUGACAUUCAGUUAGGAGAUCAGACACUGGAUAUUUAUUGUUUAUACAAUAUAUUUUCAGAGCAUAUGAGAUAUUCACAAUAGGGAUCCAAUCAGAUCAUAUUUUGUAUGAAGAGGAGAGUUAUAUAGGGGACAUUUUCACUUUUAAUGGAUGCAGGCAGGGAGCUUGGAAAUGUAUGACAUGCACACUGUAGUUUAUGAAAGAUGGAGAAAUUCAGACUGAUUAUUUUGGCAGCAGUCAAAGCUGUGUGGGACCUUUUUAUAUUUCAUUCCUCAGCCUGGAGAAGGUUUGCGAUGACAUGGAUGUGUAGGACUGGUUUUAUGACGCCUGGACUUUCCAACAAAGCUGCUGCAGUGCUAGAGCGGGACGCUGCUACUCCACUUCCACUGUGGGAGAAAACCCCACCGUCUCCGUGACGUCGUCAGACAUGUACUCCAAGAACACAUGGGAAGAGGAAAGAAAAUGACGCCCGAUUUCAAAUGAGUUAACAAAAUAACAGCUCAGCAUAAACGCAGCUGUUCUGUGAAGGUUUGUUAGAGGAUAUUGAUGAAAUCUGGCUUUGAUUGAAGAGAACCAGAAAGAAAAACACGAGGAGACUGGUUUCCAGAAUCUGUAGUCAGAUGAAAUCCAAACUUUUUCAUAAAAAAAACAAAAAAAAACAAGUGAGGUGUGAAUCUGUCGAUGUACAUCUUCUUGAACACCUGUUCCCGUUCAUGCUUUGCUUCAGCAGAGAGAGAAAAGCUGGUCAGAUCUGACUGGAAAGCAGGGUAGACGUAAAAAAGAAAAAAAGUAUUCCUCCAGGAAGCGAUCGUUUCUCAAUAGCUGAGGGUCCAGACCCUCUGUACGAAGCAAACCAUACAAACAGGCGACCUUCCAACGCAACAUGAAACCAGAUCUAUAAAGGAUUUGUUUAGCUCUAAGUAAAUCUUUGCUAAAACGGCGCAGUCAGACUGAGGAUCGAUCUUCACGGACUCUCUCCGUUCGAUCUGACUGAGUUCGAGUCUCUGGCAGAGAGCCUAAAAUACUGCAACCGCAGUGAAACGUGGCUCUACAAAGGCAUGUCUGAACUUUACAGAUUUUGUUUAUUAGUAAAAUGUUUCAGAUCCAUGCAUCAUUCUCCUUCCACUUCAGCUAUGUGGAUGCUUUUCCGAGGCGUUGCGUCAUGAGUGCAGCCGCCUGCAUCAUGAUUACAUUUACACUGCAACAGAUUUUCCCAGUUCUAACAAGUCGAGCGCUUUGGGUGGAAGAUAAUGGGGGUUUUCACCCAGUAUGAAGCUGGUACAGCUGGUUCUAUAAAAACGCAGCUCUUUAGCUACAUCAUCUUAAACCAUCUCUGCAGUGGAUGCUUAUCCUGCUGCAGCAAGAUAACAAGCAGCAGCAGCAGCUUAGCACUGGAACCAGUUUGUGUUAUGUUGCACUCCAGGCUUCAUAUGAGAAAUAAACCAAGCAGUCUGUUGUCAUAUCAUAACCAAAAAAAAAAAAAAAGACAGAUCUGAAGCACCACCAGAAAGAAAAUGUGCUGUAUUUUUAUGAAUAAGCACAUCUUUUUUUCUUUUUUUUUCAUCACAGUGCCAUUACACCUGCAGUUCCAGUUUAUAGGAAACUCUGAUGAUGCUGAUAUUUUUUUGGGAGUUUUACUGGUGAUCCAGAGGCAAGUGCAAAGAUAUCUGUAUAUUUGUUUAUUUUGAUGAGAGUAUUUAUAGAUAUACGUCUGAGUACGGUUUACUUGGUGUGAGGAGCUGUGAGUAUUUGCGCUUCACGUGAAUCUUGUCUGAGGAUUUAAGAGGGAAAAAAAAAUCACAUAUUCAGACACAGGACCAGAUUUUUUCUGCUGCCGCAUUAAAACUUGAAAAUCAGUCAAACUGAUGUAACGAGGUUAGGAACAGCAGCAGUUUGCCUUGCGGAGGGUUUCGUCGCGACCUAUCCGACCUGUAGGACCUUUAGUUUCUGUCCUGAGAACGUCCACUGUGCUGCUCUGCCAUCGCCUCUUGGUUAAGUGCAAAGUCACGAAAUCGCAGGACUUUUGUAAAUCUCGACGCGUCUGUACAUAUUUGUUCUGUACAUAUGGACAACGGGAAGAGUCGGAUAUAUCGAUAUCGAAAUCUAUUCACAUUUACUGAAAACUAAACGCGCUGUACAUAUAUGAUUAUAAUGUUGGUGGUUGUAGCACAAUAAUGUCACAUUUACACAUCAGAUGUUGGCUUCUCUUUUCUACAGGCGUAGUGUUUGUGUUGCAAACUUCCUGACCUCUCAGUAGAUUUAUAGGUAGAAAAAACAGACGACGCCACAUCUGUUUUUGUCUUUAGCUGCUUGCUCUGACAUGAUGCAGCACGACGUUUAACUGGAUGAUACUCAAGUUAUUUCAGCCAUUUUGUUUCUUUACAUUUGAAUGUGUACAUUUUAGUUCUAAUUAUUUACACUACUUGACAGGAGAAACUGCACCUGUGAUCGUGGGAUGGGUCAUAGCACCCGUCAGCACCUGCAGAGCUUCAAUUUACAUUUUAAUUCCACCGAUAAAGGGAGUCCAAAUGGUUACAAGAUAAAAUACAGUUUCCAUAAAUCAACCAGUGAAGAGCAGAUGUAAAACAUGACAUAGCAUUUUUAUUGAAUCAACACUUAAAGGUUCAUUUAUCUUACAGUUCAGUUCAGAGAGACAGUUUGAAAUAGUUCAGCUGUUCAUGGCUGUCAGUUUCUCCAUCGUGGUUUACUGUUAAUGAAAACCUCAAAUUCUGUUCUGUUCUCAGAAAAUUAUAAUAAUACAACAGAUCAAUAAAAAAAAGGAUCAAAAGGGUUACUGUUUUAGAUACAACUCAGUGUGGCUCUUUUCCUUCCACUCAACUUUCCAUGAAUGUGCUUUGCUUACAGGACUCUGCAUAUAAUUUAUAAUUUUUUUUACAGCCCCAGCGUUGUAAAAAAUUUUUACAACCCCAGCUUUUGUUUUAACUCCCUAGUGGCCCGUUAUAUUUUAUGUUUUGAAUCGUUUUUAAUCUGCUGCCAUGUCACAACCGAUCAGAUCCACCAGAUGAAUUAGCAUAAUCCAGCAUUAAUAAAGUAGUUUAUAAUUACUAGGAGAAAAACAAAGAAAUAACUUAGCAGCCAUUGUAGUUGGGCUGAGGUCUAUCUGCCCCCGCUCUGUGUCGUUUCCUGGUUCACCUGCGUGUUUUUUACCAAAUGAUUUCAGAGCACAUCAAACUCCACAUCCCACAUAGUUUUCAGCUUUUUGAGCACUGAUAUAUAUAUAAAUAUAUAUAUAAAAGCCUUUUUCUACACAAACAGGUGGAAUGUACAAACAAUAUUCACCUCAGAGGUUGCGACGGAAGCAGACGCGUGCGCGUCGUCCACGUAGUUUCAUGCGUCAGACGCAUCAUGAGCAGUUUUGUGGGACGAACUUCAACAUUGUCUUUUGUGCAUUGUCUCUACAGCAUGCUUUUUCACCACGCCUAUGAAACACGUCUUAUAUUUGGUCCUAUCUAAAUGUGCUUGUAUUUAUUUUUGAUGAGAGAAAAGAUCAGGCUUUCAAGAAGUAACGGUCAGCGCUGCCCUUUGCCCUUUUCUUUUUUUAGCGAAACUCCUCGUCAGUUCUCAAGUUAUUCAGACGUUUACUCCUCAUAUGUUCCACCUUGUCAUGAAAAAGCAAAUCGGCUUAAAACAGAGACCGAGAUCCUUUAAAAAAAAAACAACAACCCUGUUUAGUACUGGACUUUAAUCUACUGGAACGCUGUAUAUCCUAGAAUAAUCCAGUUUAGUGUGUAGAUUACACUGUGGUGCAUGCAGUCAUUGCAGCCAAAAUACUUAUUCUUUUUCUUUCUUUUUUUUUGUUUCAUUUUGCAAAGGUUCAAGUUAUACGUUAAGGAGCCAAACUGAAACGGAAAAAAAACAACAAAAAAAACAUUUGAUCCAAUCUUUGUGUUAAACUGUAGUGAUGCUGUUGACUCUCAAAGUCUGGAAUAAAAAAAGGAAAUUACAUUUCUUUUUAAAAAAAAUCUUCUAUCUCUUGGUCACCAAGUGGAAUUCAGUGUAAGACGGGAAAAAAUUUAAAGAUUAAUCAUCCGAAUGUUGAAACUAUUAAACCUGUUUUUAUAUUAA